This is a messenger RNA of Monopterus albus (swamp eel), 1809 nucleotides long. Its product is annotated as transient receptor potential cation channel subfamily V member 6-like. The record is from RefSeq and is a predicted model, not a curated record. The transcript is spliced from 9 exons. Bases 1 to 1092 code for a protein of 363 amino acids. NCBI's taxonomy places the organism in Eukaryota, Metazoa, Chordata, Actinopteri, Synbranchiformes, Synbranchidae. Gene Ontology annotation, molecular function: protein binding; calcium channel activity. Gene Ontology annotation, cellular component: plasma membrane. Gene Ontology annotation, biological process: calcium ion import across plasma membrane.
AUGAGAAGGGAUGAAAAAAGAGGAUCUGCCAGUGACUCAGUGCACUAUGGGAGCUGCAGUCCAGAUUUCACUUUACUGUUGACUGCCUUCUUCUCUCCUCACUCAUCUCUCUCACGUUACCUCUCACCUUCUCUUCCACUUCUGGCCCUCCCCGCCCCCAGACCUCUUGGUUUCUUCACCCUCACCCAGCUCAGUCACUGGUGGCACCAGCUGAAGUUUCGCCUUCAAAACAAGAAACGAUGGGAUAAGAUGUUGGAUGAGACGUUUCUGCUCCACACCAAACUCACAAAUGACAUUCCUCUCUUCUAUGUGGCUAAAACAAACAACGUUGACUGUAUAAAGAAACUGCUAAGCUCUGCGUCCACUAACAUCUUUGAGAGAGGUGCUCUUGGAGAGACAGCGCUUCAUAUUGCUGUGAUGAAUGAUAAUGUGGAGGCAGCAGUGGCUCUGAUGGACGGGGCUCCUGAACUCAUCAACGAGCCCAUGACCUCUGAGCUUUUCAAAGGUGUCACUCCUCUCCACAUUGCUGUGGUGAAUCAGAACAUCAGUUUGGUCCAUCACCUCAUUAGUCAUGGUGGUGAUGUGGCUACACCUAGAGCCACUGGGCUGUACUUUCGGAAGAGGAGAGGAGGACUCAUUUACUUUGGUGAGCAUGUCCUAUCUUUUGCUGCAUGUACUGGGAAUGAGAACAUUAUCUCUAUGGUCGUUAACACAGGGGCCAUGCGGGUGGUGGCCACAAUUUUGAUGCUGGAGAGGCGGCUGCCUCGUUGCCUGAAGCCUCGUUUUGGGGAGUGUGGGCUAAAAUACGGCCUGAAGGAGCUCUGGUAUCUCAGGGUUGAGGAUAGAAACGACACAGUAAUGCAGAAGAUGAGACGAUACGUCAUGGCCUUCUCCAAAGAGGAUGAAAAGGAAAAGGAAGAACUGGAGAAAUCUGACUCCCCACAAGAGUCAAUCUCAGGAAUCUCCAAACUCAGACAAAACAAAAGACCUAGAGACAAACGGAAUCUAACAGGCUGGCAGAUGAUUCGCCUCAGUACUUUGGGUUUGGAACUAGAGCUGGUAGAGCCGAAGGAAGACCAGAACAUUAAAUAGGUCUAGAAUGAAAUCCUACCUAUGGGUCUGAAGUGUGUAGUAUGAGGUUUUCCAUAAUCUCACAGUCCUUAAUAUAAUACCUAGAUGUUAAUCGCUGAUGACUGUCAAUGAACAAAGUUGUAAGAGAAUUCAAUUGUCUCAGUUACUCUAUAUAAAGUCAACAGUGCAAUUACCUGCAGUAUUACACUAUAGAGAAUAGUGUUAUUUUUAUAGCAAUAUAAGACUCCAACAUAUCAGCACAUUGCAUUAAGAACUGCUUUGACCUUAAGACCAGAUCGUGAGCUGACCAUGAGUUGACUGGUCAUCUCUCUCCAUGCACUGUAUAUUUGGUAUAUUUUUAUUUAUAAAGCUGUUCCAAACAGACCUCUUUCAUACGUUUCCUAACUUAUUUCACAGAGUUCUUCUUCCAGUUACAAUCACAGGACACUUCUCUGCUGUCUGUCUAUCCCUAACGAAUGGAGAGAGAUGAGAAAGAAAACUUUCAUAUUUUAUGCUCCAGCACUUGGAAUAGGUUUACAGAGGGAAAUUAACAAACUUGGUAUCACAUGUUGAAUUUAAGAGUAUUGUAAAUUCUGUGGUGAAUGAUACAUUUUCUAUUUGUCUGUUUGUAGCACAUUUUACUUUAUAAAAAUGGGUAACUGUCUUUGUAAACUUCUCUGUUCUUCAUUUAUUUGAAGCCUUCAUUAAUUAUUGAUAUUAUUGUAUAUUUGUGUUUUU